AUGUUCGAUUGCACCGAGACUUGGCCCAACUGCUUUACAAGAAACAACGUGAAGCCUGACGGAGCUCCGUUCAUCGAGGCCUUUCCUCUGGGCAUUGUCCUCAACUACUGCCUCGGUCUGGUUUGCUCACGUGCUACCCGUCUCUGGCCAACUCUGACGAAGUUGCUUGCGAAGUUCAUCCAGCAGGAGCAGCCAGACUUCAGGUACACGACGAUGCAACUGAACAAGAACUAUGCCACGAAGAUGCACGUAGAUGCCAACAAUCACGGACCGAGCUUCAUCAUAGGGUUAGGUGAUUACACGGGUGGUGAAGUUUGGAUCUACGACGAAAAUGGAACGGUUGAGAUGGAACUGCCGUGUGCUCUACGCGGCUGGAGUCAUCUCAGGCCAGGGCAGAAAGUCCCUGGACGGCUUGAGGAUUGUCGCAACAAGUGGCUGAAGUUUGAUGGGAACACGCCGCACAUGACCAUGCCAUAUACAGGCUCCCGCAUCAGCAUUGUGUACUUUACUCGCAAAGGCUGGCUGACCAUGCUACCAGAGACGAAGGAUACACUGGAAACCUCCGGCUUCAUGCUGCCGGGCGAGGACUACCAAAGUCUGUGCACAACGAAGGAGGACCCCCAGGCACAGGCCAAGAAAGUCGCAAAAGCGCCACGGAGAAUAGCAUCGGCGCAGGACCAGAUUGCCAUUGACAGCGACGACGAGGUGGAUGAGGAUGAACAGGUUGAUGAAGUACUGCGAGCCGAGCAGGAUUCGGCCGCAUGGCCUUCUGGGGAGUGGGCACGAGCCCUGCGGCGAUUCCUCUACGACUCCAGUUCCAAGUUGGUGGAUGAUGCGCAUGAAUUGAACGUUACCAUCUGUGGAAGUGCAACUUGUGCGGGCAUUGCGUUGCAGGAGUUCCUGAGUGAAGUCGCCCCGUUCACAAUCUCAUCAGCCCAUGUGUCAGGUGGCUCGGGACCCCUUCGUUUGUUGAAGAGAACCUGCAAGCCCCAGCACGUGUUUUGCGAUCUGAAUGCUGCGCUCGCUGGGUCCGGCCACUGUGAAGUACAACAUAAAGCAUGUGAGUCAACUCGCACCGAGAACCAGGAUUUCCUCUUUGCAAGUUUUCCUUGCGAGCCGUUCCUGAAUUUGGAUCCAUCAAAGCCUAGUUGUUUUGAUGAUCCAAAAUCAGCGACAUUCCUCUCUGUUCGCUCACAUUUGGGUCUCCGACGACCUCGUGGUUGCUUGCUUCAUUGUGAGGGUUGGCAUCUCCUGCCGGAGGCUUCCCGGCCCUCCGUGUACAGCUUCCUCAUGGAAGGUGAAGACCCACGCAGGUCCGAGGAUCGGCAGGUUGACUGGGGUCUCAGCCGCCUUCAGAACUAUGGCGUGGCCUUUGUCGAGUUGCCCUUGAUGAAGUUUGGGGUUCCCCUUGCUGGGCCAGAUGCGUUUGUGAUAUUGAUCCGGGCUGAUUGUGGCGGCCGUGAAGCUGCCGAUGCAGCAGCAAAACUUAUGCAAGCAAUCGGGGAGCUGAAGCUGCCGGGCGAGCGAAAACUGCUGCCAAGUUGUACGGUGGGUGCCCUUAUGUUGCCGGAGGAGGACCCGCGCGUGGUGAAUGGUGUGAAGGAGGCGAAGCAACUCGAGAAGGCUGAGCGGGCUGCCGGCGGACGCAGGAAGGCGCCGAAGAGCAACACACGGCAGCUGACAGUUGAGGCUCGAGAGUUGGGACUUCAACCCGGUGAUGCUCGAUACACCGAGUUGCUCAGAGGCUCGAAGCCACCUCGGGACAAGUGGCUCAAGCAGGCAGCACCCGACAAGGUGGUCGUCCUCAAUCUGAUUUAUGAGCGCUGCAGGCAGAGUGGGCAGGACAUCUCAAACCUCUGCGCAGAUCUUUCUCAAGGAUUUCAGCCAAUUGGACGCAGAGAUGAUGGACUCCUGCCCCGGCCGAGCCAUGUUAGCAAAGCCACCAGCGACAGACCUGACUACUAUGCCUUCAGUCAUCAUCGGGCCUUGGUCGGUCAGGAGAUCCUGCUCUGCCAUGGAUACCCAAUCUGGAGAAUAGACUUCCGUGGACUUUCGGAGGCAGAGGUCCUGCAGCUGGCAGCAGGUUCGCCAGCCGUUCCCGCAGUUGGUGCUGGCGUCGCUGCUAUCUUUGCUGUUCUUGAUUUGGGUCCGGGACGAAAUCUGAAGCUUCCCAAGUCUCGUAUACACGAGCUCGUGAAGGAUUUCGCCCAACCUGCUGUGCAGGCUUCCCUGACUGCGCCAUCGACUGAAAGUGCAGAGGUGCCGAAUGCUGUAGACCACUGUGACAGCGUCAGCUUCGGAUUGCACGGUGGCAGCUUCGGCCGUGAAGCGCCCGGCGACAGCGAAGAUCGCCGCAAAGAAACCAGCUUCACGGCAGGCCUCGAGCUCCACCUCAAAGUCGACUUCCAGCGACAGCUGUUCUCUGGAGAGUGCAAGCUUGUUGUAGACAAGCUGAAGCCUGGGGUAUGCGACGUCGUUCUUGAUGUCCUCGAUUUGGCCAUACAUAGCAUCACAGACGAGGAUGACGAGCCGGUCGGGUGGCGUGUGGACACACCUGACGGAUCCAAAGCCAAGUUUGGAAAGGCGCUGUUUGUGACUCUGCCUCCAGGCAAACGAUCCAAGAUUUGCGUGCGCUAUGAGACAACGGAGAAGAGCACGGCAAUUCAGUGGCUAACCAGGGAACAGACCACGGGCAAGAAGCAUCCACUGUGUUUUACACAAAGCCAGGCAAUAUGUGGGCGAUCACUUCUUCCCUGCCAGGACACCCCUUCUGUCAAGGCUACCUUCUCGAUUAGCGUCACGGUCCCAACACCACUUAUGGCUGUGGCAUCUGGAGAGCCAGUGGGGGAACCCAUAGAAGCAGAUGGACUGCGCACCUUCACGUAUGCACAGAAAGUUCCCGUGAUGUCCUACCUGAUUGCUGUAAUUGUGGCUGAAUUUGAAUCUCGGGUCAUAGGGAAGCGAAGCCGCUGCUACGCUGAGCCAGCCAUCAUGGAGGCAGCCCGGCAGGAAUUCAGCGAAAUCGUGGACGAAUUCUUGGAGACUGCUCAACAAGUGAUUGGUGGCGCGGAGUAUGAGUGGGGCAGCUAUAACAUGGCGGUGUUGCCUUCUUCUUUUGCCUAUGGGGGCAUGGAAAAUCCUAAUUGCACCUUCUUGAGUGCUUCAUUGAUUCCUGGCGAUCGAAGCCUCACAACCACACUGGCACACGAGAUUGUUCAUUCAUGGAUUGGAAAUUUGGUGACGAAUGCGUACUGGAAGGACUUCUGGCUGAAUGAAGGCUUCACCCGCUAUAUCGAGCGGAGAAUCCUGGGCAACAUUCACGGCGCUGCUUUUCGCGGCCUCCUCCUCCUUGUUGGGUACAACGACCUGGUCAAGACCGUCGACAUGUUGAACAAGCAGGGCAGCUCUGGGUUGACGCGCUUGGAACCGGACAUCGACGAUAUUGACCCAGAUGACGCCUUCUCGCGAGUGCCGUAUGAGAAAGGCUCGCUCUUUCUAUUCUACUUGGAGCAGCUCGUGGGAGGAGAGGAGCCUAUGACAAAAUAUCUGCAGUCUUAUAUCCAGAAGUUCCGCGGUCGCAGUAUCCAAACAAGCGACAUGAAGGCUCAUUUCAUCGAGUUCUUCAAAGGUGUGGCCGAGGUAAAGCAAGUUGACUGGGAGCUCUGGCUGCAUGGCGAAGGGAUCCCCGACUUUGAUCUCACGGCUCACGUUGACAAGACUUUGCUCGAGGAGAGCCGGCAAGCGGCAGACCGCUGGCUGCUGGAAACGCCCCAGGAUCUUCAGAUCAUGUCUCUCAAAGCGCAGCAGGUGAUGCUGAUUCUGGAUCACUUGAUCAAUGCGCUGGCAGAUGGCCAAAGCCUUUCACAUGAGAAGCUCGCGGCCAUGGACGGUCAGUACAACCUCUCUGGCACCAAGAACGUGGAAAUCGGCUUCAGGUGCAAGUCCUCUCGCACACUGUGGCAGGUGGUGCCUGCUCGGAUGUCGCUGCAAAUGGGGGAGAACAACAUCGUUCAAAAGGGCAACAGCGAGAUCAAGCUGCUCGACCACAUCUCCCUCGCAGGCGACCUCAACCAGUUGAAUCUGGUCAGCCAUGGCGCUUUCGGAGAAGCUGAAAAAGCAGAGUCAAACGACAAGAAAGCAAAGCCAGGUGAAGCCGCUCAGAAGAUCAUUUCGGUCUUGAGUGUAGUUGCCCAGCCGGACGAUGGAGAUCAAGAGGAAGGUCGUGGGAUCAAGCGAAAGCAGGAAGAGACCGCUGUCGCUGAGUCUCCGGCUGUUGUCUUCGAAGAGCCCUUGGACUGGCAAGUGCGACUGCGCAAGCUGAACUUUGGGGUGGAUCCCAUCAGCUUAGACAUGAUCAUCAAGUGGGUGACUGAAGCUGCGGAGGACAGCCAGGCCCAGUUCUCUGCAGAGAUCAUCAAGAGCGGAAUUGCAGAGUUUCUUCGACGGGUUUCGAAAGAGGCCAUCCCGGAGGUCCUGGUUCGAGAGCGGCAAGCCUUCACAAACAAGCUGAAGGAAGCUGGGUUUGCGGACAUGGCCAAGGCUCUGGAUCUGGCCAUACGAUCCAUGCAGUUUUCAGAAAGACUGCAAAAGGGCUCGUCACAGACGUGCCUCGACAUGCAGACCAAGCAGUCGAUGCCUGCCUACAUGAACAUGGUGGUGAGGGGCUGCGAUCGCCAGGGUUGGCCCAUGCGUCGAGUCUUCCUUGGCCACUUGAGCCGCGUUGCUUCAAAGUCCGCGGAAGGAGAGGCUGAUGGCUCAGCACCCUCCGAAGGCCUGAUUGAGUUUGGCAAAGCUGGUGGCUGGAAGUACGUGAUGUCCUGGCUGGAUGAAGAGCCGCAGCCGACGACUUGGCCACCGUACCAUGUGCUAGAUGAGCUGGGGAGCAACAUACCCAGUGUUGGCGCUCCCCUGAAGCUCUUUGCGCUGCUCCACAGAGCGCUCACACAUCCGGGAUUCGCUUCCUCAAUGCCAGCACCCUGCUUGUCUCGCUUGGAGAGACAGUUGACAAGAGCCGCCGCACCUGCUCUCGAUCUGAACCUGGACGAGCCUCGCGAUGAGAAGCUCCAGCGAAAACUGCACGACAUCGCAAGUCUUGGUGGUCAGGUUGGAAAUCUCUUCGAGUUCCUGGAAAAGCUUCUGGCAUUUGCAUCAAAAGUGAGGCAUCCGAAGUUGGACAGCACUCCCGGGACGACAGCAUGGCUGGACCUGCAAUCCGAGAGCCGCGAUCUGGUAUGUGCUUACAAAGGUCUUGCAGAUACGCCGGGCUUUGGCUGGACUUCUGUUCUCAAACUGGUCGCAGGCUUGACCCAGGACUUGGACGAGAUCAUUAGGGAGAACAUAAAAGCAGCACAGCAGCGCGAGGCAAAUGUAAAGGAGGAGGAGAGAGCGCGGCUUCUUGAGGAGGCCAAAGCACGCGUGGAGGCGAGCACUGGCACGGUCCUUUCGCUGCUUGCGAACGGAAAGCUUCGCGAGAGGAGUUCUUCGGGUUUACAGGAUUGCUUAGGGAAGAUGAAGCGCCUGGGUGAUUCCAUGCAGCAUCUUGAACAGCUUGACAAGUCUGAAAAGUCCUCGCAGUCCGUGGACGCCUGGGAAGCGGGCCGUGCGGCUGUCAAAGGCUUCUGCCAGCUGAAAGUCCGCUGCUCCAAGGCAUUGCAUUGGCUUCAAAAGAGGCAACUGGGCCACUGCGCCAAGCUUCUCGAUUCUGCCGGCCUCCUGGAGACUCUCGAUCUGGUGAGAGAUGCCCAAAAGCUGAAGACUCUGGGCCUUCCCUUUCGGUGUCAAGAACUUCUCGUAUCGUGCGUCGAGAAUGACGGGCUGUCUCCCAGCCACCUGGAGCCGAAGUUGGAAGAGGUGCCCGAUGUCUGGGAGCAGAGGACGUCUCGGAACUUGAACCUUCAGUACUUCCAAAAAGUUGGUUCCUCCGCCAUGUCCUGGGAAUGGCCUCUGCCAGCAGGCCUGGUUCCAUGGAGGACGGAUGGUAGCGCCGUGGAGCUGCUGCAGCAGCAGGAAGAGGACAAGCUCUUGGCCAGCGCACGACGAAUCUCUGGGGCGCCCAGACCAGGAGACCCAGCCUUCGUUGACGAAGGAUCCUGUUUGCUAUGCCAGCAAGAUGCGACGGACUCGCAUUGGGCAUCGCCAGAACAUAGGAAGCACGCAGCUUACUGGAAACAGCUAGCCGAUCGAUUGGCGAUGAUCUGUGUCGACUUGCAGCGCCUCCCCGAGGAGGCGAAGUCUUUUCUGAAGUUCCUUCCGUAUCAGGGGACAUGCGGUUCAGGCUUCGGACCUGUGUAUAUGCCUGUGAGACGGCAUGCAUAUAUAUGUAUAUAUAUAUACACCUAUAUAUGA
This is a messenger RNA of Symbiodinium sp. CCMP2592, 6345 nucleotides long. NCBI's taxonomy places the organism in Eukaryota, Dinophyceae, Suessiales, Symbiodiniaceae. The record is from the annotation of a GenBank genome assembly.